Dioscorea cayenensis subsp. rotundata (Guinea yam) is the source of this 2149-nucleotide messenger RNA. Its product is annotated as L-type lectin-domain containing receptor kinase S.4-like. Gene Ontology annotation, cellular component: plasma membrane. The transcript is spliced from 2 exons. Gene Ontology annotation, biological process: protein phosphorylation. Bases 1 to 2043 code for a protein of 680 amino acids. The record is from RefSeq and is a predicted model, not a curated record. Lineage: Eukaryota; Viridiplantae; Streptophyta; Magnoliopsida; Dioscoreales; Dioscoreaceae. Gene Ontology annotation, molecular function: carbohydrate binding; ATP binding; protein kinase activity.
AUGGCCACCAUCCUCUUACUAUACCUAACAAUCAUUCUUAUAAUCACCAAAGUCAUAGCUCAAAACACUAGUACUAACUUCAUCUUCAAUGGCUUCGCCGGGGUUUCCAACUUAACGACAGAGGGCGCCGCUGCUGUCACCACCUCCGGCGUUCUCCAACUAACAAACACCACCACCAACGUCAUCGGUCGUGCCUUUUUCCCUUCUUCGAUUCCUUCUCUUCUUCCCGGCAACAAAACCAUCUCCUUUAGCACCACCUUCGUCUUUCAAAUUCUAAAGUCCGCCACCAGCUCUGGCGGCGGCCACGGCCUCGCCUUCACCUUCUCUCCUGCUAAAACCACUCCCUCACCCGGCUGUUGCCCUUAUCUCGGCCUUUUCGGUAGGGAAAAUAAUGGAAACUCCUCCAACCAUGUAUUCGCAGUCGAGUUUGACACUGCCCGUGGCUUUGGCUUCUUCACUGAUGAAAGCCAUGUUGGCAUCGACAUAAACAGCAUCGUAUCGGUCUCCUCCGCUAGUCCUUCCUACUACGACAACACCACCAACAGCGAUGUCAACCUUGAUUUCUUGCAGGGUGAUCCUUUACAAGCAUGGAUCGAUUAUGACGGUGUUUCGAAGGUUUUAAAUGUGACUUUAGCUUCAUUGAAUGUUGUCAAACCUUCGAAACCGUUGAUAUCUUAUGCCACCAAUUUGUUUGAUGUCUUCAAAGAAAAUAUGUAUAUUGGCUUCUCUGCUUCCACCGGCACACAACCAAACUCGCAUUAUAUCUCCGGUUGGAGUUUCUGCGUGAACGGAGAAGCGCAAGCUCUAGAUCUCUCUUCGCUUCCAUUCCCUCAGCGACCUUCCACCGGAGGCUCAUCAAGCUCAAAACUAAGCAAUGCUGCAAUUAUCGGUAUCACUUUCUCUGUUACAAUCGUUGUUGUGGCAUCAAUAAUCGGCGUUAUCUUGUACCUAAGGCAAAGAGCAAGACUAGCGGAGACAAUUGAAGAAUGGGAGCUGGAUUACCCUCAUAGGUUCCCUUACAAGGAGCUAUACAAAGCCACCAAGGGAUUCAAGGAAGGAGAACUACUUGGAAAAGGUGGUUUCGGUCAUGUUUAUAAAGGAGUUCUCCGAGUCACCGGCGAAGAAGUUGCAGUGAAAAGGAUAUCAAAUAGUUCUCAACAAGGCGUGCGAGAGUUCGUCUCCGAGAUAUCAAGUUUAGGCCGCCUAAGGCAUAGACACUUGGUUCAUCUUCUAGGAUGGUGCAAACGGAAUGAAGACCUCCUUUUGGUCUAUGAAUUCAUGCCUAAUGGGAGUCUUGAUUUGUACCUAUUUGAUAGCCAUAAGAAUAACAUGACACUCACUUGGGAUCAAAGAUACAAAAUCCUCAAGGGGAUAGCACUUGGGUUACUAUAUUUGCAUGAAGAGUGGGAGCAAGUGGUUGUUCAUAGAGAUAUCAAAGCAAGCAAUGUAUUACUAGAUAGUGAAAUGAAUGGGAGACUUGGAGACUUCGGACUUGCAAGAUUGUAUGAACAUGGAGAGAAUCCUCACACAACUCAUGUUGUAGGAACACUAGGGUACAUGGCACCAGAGAUAUCAAGGACCGGGAAGGCGACAGCAAGCUCCGAUGUGUUCGCCUUCGGUGCAUUGCUUUUGGAAGUAGCAUGUGGCCGGAGACCGAUUGAGAUGAGUUAUCCGCCGAGGGAGAUGAUAUUGUUGGAUUGGGUGAAGGAGUGUUAUUUGAAAGGGAAGAUGCAUGAAGUUGUUGAUGGUAAACUUGGAGAAGAGUUUAAUCAGGAGGAGAUGGAGAUGGUUGUGAAGUUGGGCAUUCUUUGUUGUAGUUCUAGGCCAGAGACAAGGCCAAAUAUGAGACAAGUGACCAAGUAUUUGAAUGGAGAUGAGUUUUUGAGUGAUGAUUGGGUAGUUCAAUUGUGUGAAAGUGAUUCAUCAAUGGAUUUGGGUUCUCAUCAUGGUUCUUCCAAUCCUUCUUCAACUGAUCCUUCUACUAAUCCUUCCACUUAUUCACAUGGAGUGGUUUCAUCUGGUUCUUUUUUGGGUGGAAGGUAAUUUAGGUUUGUUCUGAAAAGACAGACGGAUUGUUAGUUGUGUUUUUGUUUAUUAAUUUUGUGUAUUUUGCCAUUAUGUAAGAUUAAAUAAGGUGUUAGGUUGUUUG